CAUCAUGUGCAGCAGAGAGGCAGCCCCCUGCUGGUCGCUGUUGGGUAUUGUCUGAACGGGGAGAGGGCCCACAGGCUGUGACAGCUCCCCUUUCUCCCCCCACUCAUGAAGGACACUCAGUUUGUGUAAUGUAGUCGCACAGAAAGGACAGGAGAGCGUCUGGAGGAAACCUUGGGAAACUCUGUGAUUUCACCAGGAUGGAAACCAGAAGAUAUGAGACAAGAUGACACAGAGUGACUGAUUUCUUCUUCUUCCCUGGAUGCUUGACGCGGAGCGACGAUGGGAAACAUCUUCCAGUGCUGCCGCGGAUUAUUGAGCUUCUUCAAGCAUCCGGGCGAUCCGGUUCAACAGGGCGCUGAGCAAUCCCCUCUUCUAUCAAGCGAGGAAAGCGACCUUGACUCUUUGGAUGACAGUAUGAUAAACCCUUCAACUGGUGUAGCAAACCCUGCUCUUGAGCCAGAGCAUUUCCUGUUUCCUGACAUCAUACUCAGCAGCAACCCUGCAGGCGAAGUGACUCUGGUGGAGCCCAUGGUGUGCCUGCUUGUUUCUGAGGAAGACGAGGCGCAGGGAGAUGAAGGAGACGCAAGGGAAGGAAGAGACAGGUGUUUCUCUGAGGUGGAGACGCAAACCGAAGUGGAGACUCAGAUUAGUGCGGAGGUUCAGACUCAGACUGACUCUGAGCCAGAAAUUCAGACGGAAAACGAUAAAGACAUCACAACUUCAACAAAAGCAAAAUCAGAAAUGGAGAAAAACAUCAAGCUUCAUGAAGUGAGCGCAGCAGGGUUUGUUUGGCCUGAGCAGCACCAGGUACUGAUCCAUCCCAGUGGAAAUGGUUCUGAGAGGACCGAACACUUUGGUGCAGAACGUAAAAGCAACAACACUCAUGAGGACUUCCAAGUAAAACAUGAACUAAGUGAUGAAGAUCCAGGAGUUUUUCAUGUAAAAAAUGAAAUUAUCCACACUGAUGAGUUUGUAGACGAACCCAUAUUUAACAAGACUCACAUGAAGGAUCCAGAAAACGUAAAGAGAGAAAAGGAGGACCAGGAUAAAAGUGGUUUGCAGCCUCCUUCAGAGGAGGAGCCGCUUGUCAAAGGUGUGGCUUCAGAAACCUCUGAGGAUGAGCUGUCCAACAAGAGAAAAACUCUGCCGAGCGAUGGAGAAGUCGCUGAUCUUCAUGAGGACAAAUUUACAGUCCAAAUUCAGCCGCCUGGAACAGAAUGUUUUGAUCUUCAGGUAUCAGGGCAGAUGUCGAUAUCUGAGCUCCAUCAGGUGCUUAUGGAUCAUGAACUCACCUGCCACCGCUCCUGCUUCUCCCUGCAGCUGGGAGGCGCCGUCCUGGACAGCGCCGCUGAGCUGGGCUCCAUCCAGGGAAUCCAGGAGGGGGCGCUGAUCAGGGUGGUGGAGGAUUCAUACUCGGUGCGGGAUGUUCGCGUUCAUCUGCGACACGUACGCAACCUGCUGCGGAGCCUCGACCUUAGUCAGUGGAGACUCUGCAGACACUGUGGCAGUGAGGACACAGAAGAUCACAUGUGGGCAUGCAUUUCUGGGCAUAACACCGGCUGCUCGCUGUCCUACCUGUCCUACCUGUCCUUAUUCACCAGAGCACAUCCAGGUAACUAUGGAAGUGACAAUAUGGAAAAGGAUUCGGUGUCCCGCAGCCCUCCAUUUUACAUCCUGCCUGGAUGUAAGGAAAGACGUCUUAUUCCUCUACAGCCGAUCAGAGACGACUGGAAGCCUCUGCAGUGCCUCAGAGUCCUGAACAUAAGCAGCUGGAACCCGCCUCCAGGAAACAGGAAGCUGCACGGAGACCUGAUGUACAUCAGCAUCCUGACGAUGGAGGAGCAAGAGCUCAGCAUCACCUGCUGCACACGGGGUUUCUACCGCAACCAGUCCACUGCCUUCAACUUCAACCCCAAACCUGCAGCUCCUAAAAUCCUCUGUCACUCUCUGGUCGAGCUUCUGAGCCAACUAAGUCCCUCGUUCAGGAAAAACUUUGCCGCUCUGCAGAAGAGGAGAGUUUAUCAGCACCCGUAUGAGUGCAUCCGUGCUCCGGUCCAGGUGUGUACCUGGGUGGCGCCUGCUGGAGGUCACAGCCUGGACUGUGUGACUGCAGAGGAGACAGCCGGACAGAGGCUGGGUUUGAUGGCGACACUGACGUUUGUGCAGAUUCGAGGCUGGAACGAGGAGCUGCAGAGAUCCAGGGAACUUCCCAGAGCAUCGCUGCAGGAGCGGCGGCGCAGAGACACGCGAAUCUUCAGGAUCAACAGUGACUUUGUGGCCGCUGCAGCUCAGGGUGCCGCGUCCAUGAUGGAGGGAAACGUCAUGCCGCUAAACCCGGGGGAGCCGCCGCACCUCCACGUCUUUGUGUGGAACAAUCUCUUCUUCAGCCAGGGGUUUGACAUGUCGGACCACUACGCGCCAGUAGGGGGCGAUGCUGCCGCUCACGCUGCUGCCAUGUGUGACCUGAGAGGAGUUCAGGCAUAUGCAUCCGUGGACACAGAGGGGCUCCACACACUCGGCACGGCGGUGGUGGAUUAUCGCGGCGUCCGUGUCACUGCUCAGACCGUCGUUCCCGGAUUACUGGAGAAAAACCUCGAGCAGAUAGUUUACGGCUCUAACGACAACGGGAAAACAGUUUUUACUCACCCACGGUUUUUGGAGCUUCUGGAUGAAAGCAGUAAGUCACUGAGGAUCCAGCCUCACUGGGUCCUGGACCACAGUGGCAGCCCUGUGGAGCUCCGGUCGGCCAUCUCCACAGUCGGGAUAUUUGGCAGCGAUGGACGUCCGUACAUUUUGGACCUCCUGCGGACUUUCCCUCCGGAUCUGAACUUCCUGCUGUCGGCUGAGGCUCAGCAGGAAGUUCCCGCAGCGUGCCGCAGCUUCGGCUUCCCGCGGCGUCACCGCCACUGCCUGGCCAGCCUCCGGCCGCAGCUGGUGGAGGCCUUCGUCCAGCACAGGUAUGAACUUUUUGCUAAAAUGGCGUCCGAUGACCUCGGCCAUCAGUUCGCCACAGAGAAACCCGAGGAACCUCAGAGAGCUGCAGAACAAAAAAGAAGGAAUAUCAUCUGGAAAGCUUGUGAAAAUGUCGGCUCUGUGAGUGACUCUCGCUUUGACAUCCGCUUCAAUCCUGAUGUUUGCUUUCCAGGUGUGCGUUUUCCCUCCGAGUGUCUCCCAGACGUACAGAGACAGAGACUUCUACUUUGGGACGCUGCUGCGUUUCUUCUCUCUAAUCAGAUUCCUGCAGUGCUGAGGGACUGCCUCGACCAUACAGCCGUCCCGAUGGAUGGAGCGACUCUGACCUCAGCGAUCCAUCAGAGGGGCGUAAAUGUACGAUAUCUGGGUGCCAUGUUGAAGGAGCUGGACAAGAUGGAGGAGAGAGAAAGACUCAGCCAUGUGCAGAGAAUUUCCAUCAGUGAAGUCAUCACCAGAAGUGCGAAACACAUCUUCAGGACCUACAUGAAGGAUGUGGAGCCUGCAGCUUUUUCUGCAGCUGUCAGUCAUUUCCUAAACUGCCUCCUGAGCUCGUCCUCCGCUCCUGUUCCUGAUUCCUGCAGCGAUGAGCUGCCGUCCCGCCGCAAGAGCCGCCGCUGCCGAACCCAGAGCGACCGAGCGAACGUCCCGACCAGCAGUUUGUGGGCAAAACUGACUUCUGAUGAUCUGUGGAUCAGGAUCAAGACGGAAGCGGAAGAUUAUUACCACUAUACAUUUAAAAGUGAAAGCAUAGAAGAAGAAAUAGAAAAGCACAACCUUCAGAAGAUUUCACUUUUGAGAGAGAUGUCCAUCAAGACAGGCAUUCAGCUGCAGCUGAGAGAAUACGUGUUUGAGUGUCGACACAAGCCAGCGUUCAGCGAGGACGACGUGGUGAACAUGUUUCCUGUGGUCAAACAUCUCAAACCAACGUCAACUGAUGCUGCCGGACUCGUACAGCAAGCACAGCUGGCAGCACAGCAGGGGUUUCUCAGAGCAGGUGUGGACUUGCUUGGUCGAGCCCUGACUCUUUUCAGCAGCGUUUGUGGGAUCUUGCAUGAGGACGUUUCCAUGUGUCUGCGUCUCCUUGGGCGGCUCAGAUACACCUUAGGAGAAAAUGAUGACGCUCUCGUUCUUCAGGAAAAAGCUGUUUUGAUUUCUGAGAGAAUACAAGGGACAGACCAUCCACAGACCGUACAGGACUAUACUCAUCUGGCGCUGUAUUUCUUUGCCGGAGGCCGCCUGUCGACUUCCCUUCAGCUCUUGUAUCGCGCUCGAUACCUCACCCUGCUCGUUAUCGGAGAAGAUCAUCCACAAAUUGCACUUCUGGAUAGUAUGCUGGGUUUAGUCCUCCAUGCCCUGAUGGAAAAUGAGCUUUCACUGAAGUUCCUGCAGAACGCCUUGACUUUAACCUCUAAAUAUCACGGUGCAAAAUCACUGAAGCAUGCACACAGUCACCAUGCGCUUACCAUUGUUUAUGAAAGCAAAGGGGAGUUUCAUUUAGCUCUGCAGCACGAAAAAGAGGCUUAUAUUAUAUAUAAAAAUCAGCUUGGUGAGAGCAGUGACAGCACAAAGGAAAGCUCAGAAUACCUGCAGAGGCUCACGGAUCAGGGUGUGAUCCUCCAGAGAGCCAUCCGCCACGUCGCCUCUGGCAAACCCAGUGCCUCUGUCUCUCCUCCGAGGUUGCCAAGUCAUCCUGUGAUUCUGCAGCAGCUCGACCUGACUUGUGGGAUUACUUUCAUCCCACCCAGUGAAAAAGAGCUGAGAGCAGAACUGAACGAAAGAAGAAAAGUUCAAACAGAAGACGUGGAAUAUCAAUUAUUAAACCAAAACGGCAACAAGCAGCAGCUCUGAACUGCGGACCGAAAGGAAAACCACUGCAGUCCACCUGCUUGUUCUGGGGAAAUGGCUCAGUGAGAAACUGGGUUACCCAGAUUCAGUUGAGUCCUUUAGAAACUACAGCAGCUUCUGAACGGCUACAGAUGAGUGAAAAACUAUUUCAAAAAUUGUCUUUAAUAUAAUAAUCUGACAGUAAAAAUGACAGAUAAAGCCUUUAAUCUGUGUGUGUUACUUAGUGGAAAACAAAAUGAGAAAUAUUUAUAUAUGUAUAUUUUAAAAUCACAAGUGCAAAAAUCAGUCUGCAUGCCUUACAAUUCCUGCAAAAUAAAUGCAACAGAAUGUUUGUAAUGUAUGUUUUCUUUUUUAGUUAAAUAUAAUAUCGAGAAACUUUUAGUUUGUAUUUAAUGGUAUCUUGUGUCCUCGAGGAAUAAAGUGCACAAUCACACUUCAAACAAGUCAGAUUUGUGUUUAUCCUAAUAAAUAAUAAAUCCCUCACUGUAAUAAAAACGUUUCUAGUUUACGGUAAAUUAGCAGCUGCAGAAUUUUAUUGUAUCUGUAUGGUAAGUCUGCAUGAAUAAGAUAAAUCUGUAUAAAUACGGUAAAAUUCUGGCAACCACAUCUGCCGGUAUUUUACCAUAAAUUAGAGAUGCUUUUUUUACAGUGCUGCAAAAAAUAUACUUGCCUAAACUUACAUUUAUGGAGAGUCAGAAA
Molecule: messenger RNA, 5517 nt
Organism: Xiphophorus couchianus (Monterrey platyfish)
Lineage: Eukaryota; Metazoa; Chordata; Actinopteri; Cyprinodontiformes; Poeciliidae
Product: clustered mitochondria protein homolog
Exons: 31
Coding region: 280-4821 (1513 amino acids)
Biological process (GO): intracellular distribution of mitochondria; organelle organization
Cellular component (GO): cytoplasm
Molecular function (GO): protein binding; mRNA binding
Source: RefSeq, a predicted model, not a curated record